This is a messenger RNA of Neopsephotus bourkii (Bourke's parrot), 3140 nucleotides long. RefSeq names its product transient receptor potential cation channel subfamily V member 6-like. Bases 349 to 2523 code for a protein of 724 amino acids. Gene Ontology annotation, biological process: calcium ion import across plasma membrane. Lineage: Eukaryota; Metazoa; Chordata; Aves; Psittaciformes; Psittacidae. The record is from RefSeq and is a predicted model, not a curated record. Gene Ontology annotation, molecular function: calcium channel activity; protein binding. The transcript is spliced from 15 exons. Gene Ontology annotation, cellular component: membrane.
CUAGAAGCUAGGACAUGAUGCUGUAUGAAUUCUUCUGGGCUGUAUAGGGUCUUUGUGAGGGGUAGGCUGCCGGUGAGCUACUUCUAAAUCAGACACACCUCUGGGUUGGGCUAUUUUGGAAGCUAAGUACUUGAUGAGGCUUAAGGUAUGGUCUGCUAAGGACAAGGGAUUUUAUUCUGUGUUUUUACAUGUACUUUGAUGAAGUGAUGCAGCUGAGGGACAGUCUCCUUUGUCAGUAGCAGACUAGGGCUCAGGAGUGCUGACUUGCAGUGAGCCUUCACUAUCGUCUUUCAAAGUGUGGAUUGUUGGCUUUAAGGCAGCUAGGUAAGAAAGAAAAAGGGACGUGCUAUGGGGGUGCCUUUAUUUGAGGAUAGCAAACCCUUCUAUUUCCGGAUCUGGAAUGGACUAAGUCAGAAGUUGCAAGGCAAAAAAUCCUGGGAUAAACAUCUGGAUGAAAUCUACUUACUCCAGCAGAAAAGGAUCUGGGAAUCCCCACUUCUCCAGGCUGCCAAAGAGAACAACCUCCCAGCCAUUAGGAAACUUCUCACUGAUGGAACAUGUGAUAUCUAUCAGAGAGGUGCAGUGGGGGAAACUGCCCUUCACGUAGCUGCCUUGUAUGAUAACAUGGAGGCAGCAGUGGCUCUGAUGGAAGCAGCUCCUGAGCUUAUCAAUGAGAGGAUGACAUCAGAGCUCUAUGAAGGCCAGACAGCUCUCCACAUUGCAGCAGUGAACCAAAACAUCAUCUUGGUGAAGGCUUUACUCAAGAGAGGAGCUAAUGCCUGCACGGCACGGGCUACUGGGCACUUCUUCAGGCGCAGAUCCCAGAAUCUUUUCUAUUUUGGAGAGCAUGUUUUAUCAUUUGCUGCUUGUGUGGGAAAUGAGGAAAUUGUACAGUUGCUCAUUGAAAAUGGAGCUGAUAUUAGAGCUCAAGAUUACCUGGGUAAUACUGUUCUUCACAUCCUGGUUCUCCAACCUAAUAAGACGUUUGCCUGCCACAUGUACAGCCUGAUACUCUCCUAUGAUAGGAACAAAGAGGGACCAGGGUCACUUGAAUUGAUUCCUAACAAUGAGGGGCUAACUCCAUUCAAACUGGCUGGAGUUGAGGGUAAUACUGUGAUGUUUCAAUACCUUAUGCAGAAGAGGAAGCACAAUCUUUGGUCCUUUGGCCCCUUGACCACUGUUCUCUAUGAUCUCACAGAGAUUGACUCCUGGGCUGAAGAUCAGUCCUUCCUUGAGCUCAUUGUCUCAACCAAGAAGAGAGAGGCACGCCAAAUCUUGGACCUAACACCUGUGAAGGAGCUGGUGAGCCUGAAGUGGAAUAUGUAUGGCCGUCCCUAUUUCUGUUUCCUGGCUUUAUUCUAUAUACUCUACAUGGUCUGCUUCACUAUGUGCUGCGUCUACCGACCUCUGAAACCCCGAACAGGCAACAAAACAAGCAGCAGAGACAAUACAAUCUAUGUCCAGAAAAUGCUGCAGGAAUCAUAUAUGACGUAUGAAGAUGAGCUGAGGCUGGUGGGGGAGCUAAUCACUGUCAUUGGAGCUGUAGUAAUUUUGAUCCUUGAGAUCCCAGAUAUCCUUAGAGUUGGAGCAGCAAAAUACUUUGGACAAACCAUCCUAGGAGGGCCUUUCCACAUAAUUGUCAUCACAUAUGCUUUCAUGAUUCUAGUAACCAUGGUGAUGCGUCUCACGAGCACAACUGGUGAGGUGGUGCCCAUGUCUUUUGCCCUGGUGCUAGGAUGGUGCAAUGUCAUGUACUUUGCACGAGGCUUCCAGAUGCUCGGACCCUUUACCAUCAUGAUCCAGAAGAUGAUAUUUGGAGAUCUUAUGCGCUUUUGCUGGCUCAUGGCUGUGGUGAUACUAGGCUUUGCAUCAGCUUUUUACAUCAUCUUCCAGACAGAGAACCCUGAGAACCUUGGACAGUUCUACAAUUAUCCCAUGUCCUUGUUCACCACCUUUGAGCUUUUCCUCACUAUCAUUGAUGGCCCUGCAAAUUAUGAUGUGGAUCUGCCUUUUAUGUACAGUGUGGUAUACUUUGCCUUUGCCAUCAUUGCCACGCUCCUUAUGCUCAACUUGCUAAUUGCCAUGAUGGGUGACACCCAUUGGAGAGUGGCCCAUGAACGGGAUGAGCUCUGGAGAGCCCAGGUUGUUGCUACCACUGUCAUGCUGGAAAGGAAACUGCCAAGGUGUCUCUGGCCUCGCUCUGGGAUCUGUGGCCGGGAGUAUGGGCUAGGGGAUCGAUGGUAUCUCAGAGUUGAAGACAGGGUUGAUCCCAUCAAACACAAGAUGAUGCGGUAUACAGAAGCAUUUAAGGCUCAGGAUAAGGAUAACUAUGACAAAGGUUUGGAAAAGCUGGAAAUAAAUAGGGACAUCCUGUACAAGAAGGAGCUGCCUGCUCUCUCAUUGUCACGGAGCACAUCCAAGACUAGUUCUCACCGUGGCUGGGAGAUCCUCAGGCGUAACACCUUCCACCAACUUCAUGAGGAGGCUGGACAUGCUAUGGAAGAGGAGGUCUAUAAUGUCUAGGAGGCCUCUUUUUUUUUUUCCCACAACACAGAACACUUUUGCCACAGCAGUUGUCUUCUCCAGCUGUUCAUACAUGUUCCAGCAUCCUACUCACAUUCAGCCUUGAACAACUCUGCUGGUAAAGAGUUCAUGCACAUUUCAUGGUGUCUAUGCUAUGAUAUAUGAAUGUCAUCUUUUCUCUCCUACACUUACGUGUUUCUGCUCUUGCACUGAUAUUUGCACCAUGCUGGUGGAUUUGUUAAGCUAAGAUCUGUGGUAGUUUUUUAUGCUUUGUAAUGCCCUACAGGACUGAACAAAAGAAGCCAGCAACAAGAUUGCACCCAUUUACAAAAAAGUGAUCAGUAAGCCUUCUCCCAGACUGUUACAUGUAGUAUAAUCUCUCCCUUCAGUUUCACAAAAUUCCAAUGUUCUCAUAGGAAAGAGGGCUGACUGAAGUUCUGCUUUAUGAUUUGGUACGAAACUGAAAAAACCUCUGUAACUAAGCUCAGGAAUGAAAGUAGUUACUGACAUUGUGGUGACUGUAACUAUACAGCUGGCAUUCAGGGCCUGACAGAUUUCGCCCUCUGAAGAAAAGCAGUCUCUACUAGCUGCAUUUUCAGUACUACUAUCCUAACAGG